This is a messenger RNA of Chlorocebus sabaeus (green monkey), 3018 nucleotides long. The record is from RefSeq and is a predicted model, not a curated record. NCBI's taxonomy places the organism in Eukaryota, Metazoa, Chordata, Mammalia, Primates, Cercopithecidae.
CUCCUGACCUCAGGUGAUCCGCCCACCUCAAGCUUCCCAAAGUACUGGGAUUACAGGCGUGAGCUACGGGCGCCCGGUCCAAAAUGGCAUUUGAGCUAGGGUCCAGUUUUCGUAGCUCCCACUACCUGUCAUGCACAACAUAGACACUAAAUACCUUAUUGCUUAUUAUGAAGCCCCGUUCUUCAGAAACGUUUUAUAGCACUUUCGUUAAACCUCCUUCCUGUUCAUAAUGCAGUGCACUAGAGUAUUUUCCCCGUACUCCACCGUUAAGUGGCCUCUUGGUAAGCAGGACUGUUUUGGGUCUCUUGGUUACUAUCCCCUAAUACACCCUAUUAGUGUGUUGCACGAAGCGACGGGGAACCCGUUCUCCCCCAAAUAAUGUGCGUGGAGACACUCAAUGUCCUAGCCUCUCCAUUCCCAGGAACCUAAGACUCUCCCACCAAAUAUCCUUCCUGUCUCAUCUACAGCACUGAGGUCUCAAGGUAGGGGCAAAAGCCCGCCCCAAAUGGCAAAUGCUUCUCCUCCGCCAAGAACCUCCAAUUUCCACUGUCCCUAGACAGAGCCUCCAACCUUCAGAAAAAUGGCGAGGUAGACCCAGGCCCUUGAUUCUGAAGUGAGCCCUUUUCCACAGCACAGCCUUUUCACAGGUUUUUGUGGUGGAAUGAUUCCUCAGUGAACUGAUUUACUCCCUCAAGAGUAACCAACGCUCCAUUUUAGUGCUAUAGGAUCCCGACUCCGUGUCCCUCCGCCUCGGCCUUGCCUCCCACUGCCAACGCAGCCGUUUCUCAGAGAAAUCGCCCAAGACGCAUGGCCGGGCAGUUGGGCCACCAACGGUUUUCUAACGCGAGAGGACAGCGCGGGAGGAGAGGCGGGAACGCGUAGCGACUAGCAGGGGGCGGGGUGGGGGUGGGGUGGCGGACGAAGGGCGGGGCCGACGCCAGGAAGGAUCGCGAAGGAGCUGGGAAGCCCCGCCCUUUCCGUAGAUAUCUCUAGAAAGCCGCGCCGGACCCCGAAAACAAGGACUGCGCACGCGCAGCGGUAAAGGCCCGGGCAUUUUGCUGCGUCACCAGCCGCCGCCCGGCCUCACCACCCCUCGUUUGCACGCACGCACGUUCAUUCUCCGUCCUCGCGCCCGUUUUCCUACACUUUCCUCUUCUCCCCGACCGGAGGAGCCGCUCUUUCCGCGCGGUGCAUUCUGGGGACCGAGGUCGAGCCCGCCGCUGCCGCCGUCGCCUGAGGGAAGCGAGAAGAGGCCGCGACCGGGGAGAAAACGCGGAGUCGCCACUGGAGAGAAGUCGACUCCCUAGCAGCAGCCGCCGCCAGAGAGGCCCGCCCACCCGUUCGCCCGUCCCCCUGCCCCGUUCACAAUGCAGCCUGCUUCUGCAAAGUGGUACGAUCGAAGGGACUAUGUCUUCAUUGAAUUUUGUGUUGAAGACAGUAAGGAUGUUAAUGUAAAUUUUGAAAAAUCCAAACUUACAUUCAGUUGUCUCGGAGGAAGUGAUAAUUUUAAGCAUUUAAAUGAAAUUGAUCUUUUUCACUGUAUUGAUCCAAAUGAUUCCAAGCAUAAAAGAACGGACAGAUCAAUUUUAUGUUGUUUACGAAAAGGAGAAUCUGGCCAGUCAUGGCCAAGGUUAACAAAAGAAAGGGCAAAGAUGAUGAACAACAUGGGUGGUGAUGAGGAUGUAGAUUUACCAGAAGUAGAUGGAGCAGAUGAUGUAAGUCUAAAAGUUUUUUUUCUGUUUACUUUCAUACUAUUAAAUAGUAAACAACAUAUUUACAAAUGGUUUUAUAUAGAUUCAGGAUUACUACUACUUUUCUAAAAAAAAAAAUAAAGGGAAAAGCAAUUUUUAAAAUGUGCCCAUUUUUGAGGAAUGGGUAUCUAUUAGGGAACUGGUUUUGCUGUAGACCAUUCCUAAAUGGAUCACAUUUCUAAAGAAUCAUUGUAUAGAGACAUUAUGUAGUAAUACCUUACUCAGUUACAACAGUCGGUUCAGUCCGGUCGAGGUGGCUCACGUCUGUAAUCCCAGCAGGCCAAGGUGGGUGGAUUACCUGAGGUCAGGAGUUCGAGACCAGCCUGGUCAACAUGGUGAAGCCCUGUCUCUACAAAAAUUAGCCAGGCAUGAUGGCAGGUGCCUGUAAUCCCAGCUACUGGGGAGGCUGAGGUGGGAGAAUCGCUUGAACGAGGGAGACGGAGGUUGCAGUGAGCCAGGAUCACACCAUUGCACUCUAGCCUGGUCAGCAAAGCAAGGCUCUGUCUCAAGGAAAAAAAAAAAAAAGUUUAUAGGGAUUAUUUUGACUAAGAAAGUAAAUUAAAUAGGUUUUAUGUCAGGAUUGGUCAGAGACCAAUGAAACAGAUGGAUAUUGGGAGGCGGAGACGGGUGGAUCAGAGUUUGAGGCCAGCCUGGCCAAGAUAGUGAAACCCUGUCUCUACUAAAAAUACAAAAAUUAGCUGGGCACGGUGGCGGGGCAAGUGCCUGUAAUCCCAGCUACUUGGGAGGCUGAGGCAGGAGAAUCGCUUGAACCCGGGAGGCGGAGGUUGCAGUGAGCCAAGAUCUCGCCACUGCACUCUAGCCUGGGCGACAAAGCAAGACUCCAUCUCCAAAAAAAAACAAAAAAAACCCAAAACAGAUGGACAUUGUAAAUCUGUAAGAGGAGGAUGAGGAUAUAAUAAACAACUAUUCUCAACAUCUUGUCAACCCCAGCAUCCUGUUAACAUCUCCCAGAAAGUUAUUUAAUGCUAUUUAGAAAAAUGCAUAAUAUUCACUCAACAGCUAGGAUUAGAGUUCACUGUCUUCUGUCAAUCUAUUUUUCUUCAUUAUUGAUCCAUGUUUUCUCUUGAAUGCUGACGUAGGUUAAUUUAGGAAUGGAUUCAAAGGGUGGGCUAAACUGUCACCGAAAGGCGCACACCAUUUUUUACAGGUAGAUAGAUCCUCUGCUGUACAUCCAUUCACCUUAGGUUAAAUCUAGUCUCAAGUCCAAUGACUAAAUUUCUAGGCUUGGUAUAACUACCUACCUGUG